Molecule: messenger RNA, 1970 nt
Organism: Mauremys mutica (yellowpond turtle)
Lineage: Eukaryota; Metazoa; Chordata; Testudines; Geoemydidae
Gene: SLC35H1
Product: solute carrier family 35 member C2
Exons: 9
Coding region: 193-1278 (361 amino acids)
Biological process (GO): UDP-glucose transmembrane transport
Cellular component (GO): endoplasmic reticulum-Golgi intermediate compartment; cis-Golgi network; Golgi apparatus
Molecular function (GO): antiporter activity
Source: RefSeq, a predicted model, not a curated record
UGAGGGGGCGGGCCGUGGGGGCGGGGAUGGAGUCGCAGCUGCCCGCGCUGACUGGCCUUUGCUUCCCAGGGUGAGGCCUGGGCGCCCCGUCUGGUCUGUCCCGUCCCGGGUGCGCUGGGCCACGGGGCUAACCUCGUCCCGCUCGGGCCGCGGCAGCCCCAAGAGGCCUGUGCCUGAGCCCCGAGCUGUGCCAUGGGCAGGCGGCCGCCAGGCCUGGCCUUGCUGGGGAAGGCAGCGCUGACGCUGGGGCUGGUGCUGCUCUAUUACUGCUUCUCCAUCGGCAUCACCUUCUACAACAAGUGGCUGAUGAAGAGUUUCCAUUUCCCUCUUUUCAUGACCUUGCUGCACCUCCUGGUUAUUUUCCUGCUCUCCGCUCUGACCAGGGCCCUGAUGCAUUGCUGCACCAAGAGGUCCCGGGUGGUGCUGACCUGGGCUGACUAUCUCAGAAGGGUGGCUCCAACAGCAUUGUCGACUGCCUUGGACAUUGGGUUGAGCAAUUGGAGCUUCCUGUACAUCACAGUCUCCCUCUACACAAUGACAAAAUCCUCUGCUAUCCUCUUCAUCCUGCUCUUCUCCCUGAUCUUCAAACUGGAGGAGCUGAGGAUGGCGCUGGUGCUGGUGGUUCUGCUCAUUGCCGGGGGGCUCUUCAUGUUCACGUUCGAGUCCACACAGUUCAACAUGGAGGGGUUUGCGCUGGUGCUGGGUGCCUCCUUCCUUGGGGGCAUUCGCUGGACUCUCACCCAGAUGCUCAUGCAGAAGUCCGAGCUGGGGCUUCAGAAUCCCAUUGACACCAUGUUCCACUUGCAGCCUCUUAUGUUCCUGGGGCUCUUCCCUCUCUUUGCUGUGUUUGAGGGGUUGCCCUUAUCUACGUCGGAGAAGUUGUUCCGUUUCCAUGAGGCAGGGCUGUUGCUCAGUGUGGUGGGGAAGCUCUCCUUAGGGGGGUUUCUUGCUUUCGGCCUGGGCUUCUCCGAGUUCCUCUUGGUUUCCAGAACCUCCAGCCUCACUCUCUCCAUUGCUGGCAUUUUUAAGGAAAUCUGCACCUUGCUGCUGGCCACUCACUUGCUGGGAGACCACCUGAACCUCCUGAACUGGGUGGGCUUUGCUGUCUGCCUAUCGGGAAUCUCCCUGCAUGUCACUCUCAAAGCCUUCAGUUCGAAAGGUGAAAAGGAGUCAAAGCUACACAAAGGGACCAGCUCCAGCCCUGACCUGGAGCUGCUGCUGCGGCGCGGUGAGGCUGAGGAGGAGGAAGAAGAAGUUGUAACCGAGCUACAGCACUAAUUCGGCCCUGAGCACAAUGCCCCUGCUGCAUCUGAUCAUCAGACACAACUGAGCAGCAAACGGGUCCAAUAAUCUUGGGCUGCCAGCUCCUUGAGGUUGGGCACACGAGAGGAAGUGGAGCUGGUGAGGGGCCUGCUGCUCAGCACCCACAGCCCAGAUCCAUGGAGCCUGUUUGGGUGAAACAGGCAGCACUACACACUUCCCCUUAAAAGGGAUUGGAAGAGAAACCCAGCUGUAGUGUGGGGGAUGGGGCAGGGAAACUAAGAUGUAGAGCAAGGGGAGCCCACAGGCUGCAGGUCAUGGAGAUAAGGGUCAGGGCUCACUAUGGACUCUUCCUCCAACUUGUUCUGUUGUUGGUUCCAACGAGAGAAGGCAGAAGAGCCCCUUUGGGGCUCUUUCCCCACAGCUUUGCCACUCAGAGCCCUUACGUUCUCUGAAGUUGAUGGUAAUAUAUAAAAUCUGGGACUUGCCCCCAUGGGGCAGCCAUUAUACCCAGUAACCUGUUUGGUCCCAGCACACAAUGUGAAGAGAGGAUACUCCCUACUUAUUAUUGGGGACCAAUCCAGGCAGGAUAAUCAGGGAAAGAUGUGCACUGCUGGCCCUGUGCGGGAUUAAGUGCCAGGGCGUCUAGGCAGCAAAUUUCUUUAUUGAAAAGAGUUCUGAUUUUUCAUGGAAAUAAAUGACUAGCCAGC